Messenger RNA from Paramecium pentaurelia, 1165 nucleotides. The record is from the annotation of a GenBank genome assembly. Lineage: Eukaryota; Ciliophora; Oligohymenophorea; Peniculida; Parameciidae.
AUGAAAUUCAUAAUUUUGGUUAUCCUUCUGGUUUGCACUUUAGGUCAACAACCUGAAUUUUUAUAACAAGUAGCUUAAAAUAGUUUUGGUCGUCAAAUAUUGUAAACUAUUCAAUUAGAACUUACAUAAGAGUACUUGUCUAUCAUUAAUAUAUAUUAGAAAUGCUGCGAGAUAAAUUUAUACUAUGCUUAACAAACUUUUCUAUGAUUUAAGAGAUGAAGAUGCAAGAUCUAGUAAAGCUAAUGGAGAAAGAUAGGCUUAAUGUGCUGAUCAGUUUUCAUUAAUUAAUUAAAUUUAAGAGAAAGCUGUUGUAGCUAAAGCUGAUUAUGAAAGGUAAAUACCAGGAAAAUAAGAAGAAUUAACCAAUAAAUUGAGUUAAGUAGAAUAAAAGAAUGCUGAAAUUCAAAGAAAUGAUCAAUUAUAAAUAAAUUUAUCAGAACAAAGAAGAAAAGAUCAUUAAUUAUAUGAAUAAAAAAGAGAUGAAUUGAUUGGUUUAAUUAAUGGUUUAAAAUAAGCAUAACAAAUUAUUAGAUAACUAUAAACAUCACAUCCAGGAGGUGCUUUAGUUUAAUUAAAAGAUCAUCAUGAAUAAUUAUGUAAAUAUAAUAAAUUAUAUUUAUAUAGUGAAAAACUAUGCUUAGAAUUCAGAAUUUAAGAGUAUCACAUCAUUAUUAAUGGAAUUAUGUUCUGAUGCUAAAAUACAUUCAGAUAAUGAUAAUGUGUAAGUGAUUGUAGAUAUCAUUAAUGAUUUAAUUGAAAGCAUAUAUGAUGUAUAAAAGAGAGAAAUGUAUGCUGAAGAUUGGGCUGAGAAAUUCUUCUAAUAAGACUUGUAUCUAUUCUUUAUAUUUACUCUUUAGAAUUCGACUUUAAAAAGAAAAUGUUAGAUUAUCUGGCCAAAUUGCUGAUGACUAAGCUGCUGCUGAAUUUGCUUAAUAAAGAUUAGAAGAUCUUUAAUAAUAAGCACUUCUUUAAUAAAUAAUUUAUGACAACAAAGAAGUUGAAAGAAAAUCAUUUGAUGUUGCUUGUAAAGAAGAUAACAAUGCAGCUGAACAAGCUAGAGUUUCUAGAAAUGAAUAAAUCUAGAUUGUACUUUAAUUGUUGGAAUUGUUUGAAAAUAAUUUUAAUGAUAGAACUAGAGCAGCACUUAUGGAAAUUGUUGUGUGAU